Molecule: messenger RNA, 2869 nt
Organism: Eublepharis macularius
Lineage: Eukaryota; Metazoa; Chordata; Lepidosauria; Squamata; Eublepharidae
Gene: CSTF3
Product: cleavage stimulation factor subunit 3
Exons: 21
Coding region: 186-2342 (718 amino acids)
Biological process (GO): mRNA 3'-end processing
Cellular component (GO): nucleus
Molecular function (GO): protein binding; mRNA binding
Source: RefSeq, a predicted model, not a curated record
GGUUGGGUCGCCAUUUUGUUUCUUGGACUAGGAGAGGCGGUACGCAGGGGCAAUUGGUGGGUUAGUUAGUUGGUUAGGGGGUCCUUGGGGCUCAGCAAAAGAACGGAAGAAGAUAGGGGGUGGGUUGGGAAGGAAAGACUCGAGGCUGCCUCUCCUCCCCCUUCAUAGGGACCUUUUAAUUGGCCAUGUCUGGAGAAACUCCCGCCGGCGAUCAGGCUGCUGAAUAUGUCCCAGAAAAAGUAAAGAAAGCUGAAAAGAAACUAGAAGAAAAUCCAUAUGACCUUGACGCUUGGAGCAUUCUCAUUCGAGAGGCACAGAAUCAACCUAUAGACAAAGCACGGAAGACCUAUGAACGCCUUGUUGCCCAGUUCCCAAGUUCUGGCAGAUUCUGGAAACUGUACAUUGAAGCUGAGAUAAAAGCAAAAAACUAUGACAAAGUAGAAAAGUUGUUUCAGCGGUGCCUUAUGAAAGUUUUACAUAUUGACCUGUGGAAGUGCUACCUUUCAUAUGUACGAGAAACCAAAGGGAAGCUACCCAGUUAUAAAGAAAAAAUGGCUCAGGCGUACGACUUUGCUCUGGAUAAAAUUGGCAUGGAAAUAAUGUCAUAUCAGAUCUGGGUGGAUUACAUAAAUUUUUUGAAAGGCGUUGAAGCAGUAGGAUCCUAUGCAGAAAACCAGAGGAUAACAGCUGUCCGCAGGGUUUAUCAGCGUGGCUGUGUGAACCCAAUGAUCAACAUUGAACAACUCUGGCGAGAUUAUAACAAGUAUGAAGAGGGAAUAAAUGUUCACUUAGCUAAGAAAAUGAUUGAAGAUCGCAGUAGAGAUUAUAUGAAUGCUAGACGUGUGGCCAAGGAAUAUGAGACUGUAAUGAAAGGUCUAGACCGCAAUGCCCCCUCUGUUCCACCACAAAAUACUCCCCAAGAAGCUCAGCAAGUAGACAUGUGGAAGAAAUAUAUACAGUGGGAAAAGAGCAAUCCCUUACGUACUGAAGAUCAAACCCUCAUAACGAAAAGAGUAAUGUUUGCAUAUGAGCAAUGCCUGUUAGUGCUGGGACAUCAUCCAGAUAUCUGGUAUGAAGCUGCACAGUAUCUUGAACAAUCCAGCAAGCUACUAGCUGAGAAAGGGGAUAUGAACAAUGCUAAACUUUUCAGUGAUGAAGCUGCAAAUAUUUAUGAAAGAGCAAUCAGCACUUUACUAAAAAAGAAUAUGCUUCUUUAUUUUGCAUAUGCAGACUACGAAGAGAGUCGGAUGAAGUAUGAAAAGGUGCACAGCAUAUAUAACCGGCUCCUGGCUAUCGAAGAUAUUGAUCCCACUUUGGUAUACAUUCAGUACAUGAAAUUUGCAAGACGAGCAGAAGGCAUAAAAUCGGGUAGAAUGAUAUUUAAGAAGGCACGAGAGGAUGUCCGGACCCGCCACCAUGUCUAUGUUACAGCUGCUCUGAUGGAGUAUUAUUGCAGUAAGGACAAGUCAGUGGCCUUUAAAAUCUUUGAGCUAGGGUUAAAGAAAUAUGGAGACAUUCCAGAGUAUGUCUUGGCGUACAUCGAUUAUCUUUCUCAUCUGAACGAGGACAAUAAUACAAGAGUCCUGUUUGAACGUGUAUUGACCUCAGGGAGCCUCCCACCUGAGAAGUCUGGAGAAAUCUGGGCCCGAUUUUUAGCUUUUGAAAGUAACAUUGGUGACCUGGCUAGUAUACUUAAAGUAGAGAAACGGAGAUUCACAGCCUUUAAGGAAGAAUAUGAGGGCAAAGAAACAGCUCUGCUAGUAGACAGAUACAAGUUCAUGGAUCUGUAUCCCUGCUCUGCCAGUGAACUCAAAGCUCUUGGAUACAAGGAUGUGUCUCGUGCAAAGCUAGCAACCAUGAUUCCAGAUCCUGUUGUGGCUCCUUCAAUAGUGCCUGUGCUGAAAGAUGAAGUGGACAGGAAGCCAGAAUAUCCAAAACCAGAUACUCAGCAGAUGAUUCCAUUUCAGCCAAGACAUUUAGCACCACCAGGUUUGCAUCCAGUCCCCGGUGGUGUCUUCCCAGUCCCGCCUGCUGCUGUAGUUCUAAUGAAGCUUCUCCCACCUCCUCUGUGUUUCCAGGGCCCUUUUGUGCAAGUGGAUGAACUCAUGGAAAUUCUUAGGAGAUGCAAACUGCCGGACAGUGUUGAUGAAGCUGUAAGGAUCAUUACAGGAGGCCUGCCUGAACUAUCAAUGGAAGGGAAUGGACCUUUGGAAAAUAAUGCCCUUCUCAAUAAAGCUGUCAAGAGACCAAAUGAAGAUUCAGAUGAUGAAGAGGAAAAAGGAUCAGUAGUUCCUCCUAUUCAUGACAUUUACAGAGCACGACAGCAAAAGCGGAUUCGGUGAGGCGAGUUGCAAAGACAAUGGCAGAAGACAAAGGACUUCUAACAGAAUUUUUUUCCUUCAACAGAUCAAACAUUUAAAAGGGAUUGCGGUUUCUAACAUGCAUCUUGCAACUGAGGUUGUUUUGUUACUGUGGUGCCUCUUUUUUACCAGCUGGUUCUUCAUCAAAAAAGAAAAAAGGCAGAUGAAUCUUAGAGUGAGCAAAUCUGAGCUCUGGCAAAAAUUAAGUUUUUGAUCAUAAACCAUACAAAAUGUCUGAAUUGCAUCUGGUUACUCUUCAAGUGUAUCCCCCAUAUACCACUUGAAAUCUUGUUGGGAUUUUGACAGUUUUAUUUUAAAAACUGGAUAGCUUAUAAUUGUGAAAUAUUUUAAAUUCACACUUCUGGAAAAUAAAGAGUUGUUCUCAGUUUGCUCAUGUAGUGUCUGUCCUGCCUUAUUCUUUGUUUUUUAUUUAUGGCAGAAUGAAUGGAAGCUGUUUUGUAGUUUAAAUGGAAGAACAUACCUUUCAAAUAAAGGAUCUCCAUAAUGUC